AUGAAUCCACUGGAUCAGAACACACACAUAUAUAUAUUUUGCGGAGACUUACAGUAUCCCUUUUCUGUCCUUGCAGCAGCAUCGGCAUCAGAACCCUUUGGAGAUGAUCUCGAAGAGCAGCAACAGCAUGUACGGAAGCACUACAAAGAACAGCGCAGUUUUCACCGGCGUCGCCUUCGUCACCACCUCACCCGGCGGCAUCUGAACGACCGCCACCAACUGAGGUUCUCCCAGCUGGAAUACCGACAGACGGUGCCAGAGAACAUCCCCUUGCAUACGUCUAUCCUAACGGUAUCCGCCUCAGACCCAUGGUUAGAGGACGGGGGAACCAUAAGAUAUCAAAUAAGCGACACAGAGAACUUCGAAAUAGAUCAAAGUGGCGUUCUCUACAAUGUCAGAUCGCUGGAUUACGAGCAAACCGCAGGCUUAUAUCAGCUCCAGGUAUCCGCCGAGAUUCCGGGCUCAGACGGAAGGGGGCGCAGGAAAGCAGUCGUGCCCGUCUACAUCCGGGUCACCGACUCUUCCGAACCCCCGGCCUUCGACACAUCGCAUUACUAUUUCUCUAUCUCGGGAUCAGCGCAGCCUGGAACCUCCGUCGGCAAAGUGCUGGCCGGGGACGACGACCGAGACCUCGAUACUUACGCUCUGGAUGGUGUAGACCCUCCUGAUCUGUUCAUGAUCGAGGGCGAGACUGGCGUCAUCCGGCUGGGGGGCAUCCCUCCCCCCUCCCAGUGGGUACACAACUUCCAGGCCGCCGCCAUCGACUACAGGGGUCACGUGACCUUUGUCCCUGUCACAAUAUACGUCAUAGCCAUCCCGUCUUACGCGAGGCUCGUCGGUGACCCUGAAGAAGAAAACCGAUACAAGCCGAGUUUUCCUCAAUGCAACGACUACCACGACAUCCACGUGAAGGAAAACAUGACGGCGAACACACCUGUGCUUAUGGUGAUAGCGACCGACAAAGACAGAGGGCGUGCGGGCGAGCUCACCUACUCCCUUAUCAACGACUUCAACACCUUCGCCAUCCACUCAUCCAACCAGCAGGGCCAGAUCGUCGCCACAAGGCGCCUGGACCGUGAGCAAGGGGACAAGGACUUCCUCCUGACGGUGAUCGCGAGGGACGGCGGCGUGGUGACCCUCCAGGACUCCUGCUCCUUCAGGGUCUUGGUCGAGGACGUGAACGACAACGCGCCCAUCUUCGACCAGCCGAGAUACGACCAGACCAUCGCGACGGACCACCGACCGGGGACCUCCGUGAUGCGCGUCGUGGCCCGAGACCGAGAUAUGGGAGAUAACGCCCGUAUCAGCUACACACUCCAAGGGCAUCCCAUGGACCUCUCCUACUUCUCGCUAAACAGCACCACCGGCGUUAUCACCCUCGAGAAGAAGAUCGGGGAUAGUAUGGCCAACAGCAAAACGUUCGAGAUAGCGGCGCGAGCGGAGGACCGAGGCAGACCGGUGAUGUGGUCGACGGUGCCAAUCCGAAUGCCGGUCGUGUCUUCGGGUGAACUCGCUCCUUCCAUCGUCCUUCUGGAGCCCGUUCACCCGACUGUGCCCGAGAACACGCCGGAGAACACGCCCGUGGUCUCUAUCUGCGCCAGGUCGAACAUGGUUGGGAAUGACAACGUUUACUUCACUCUCCUGAACGGCGAUACAAGGGACACCAACUCCGAUGGAACGUUCACUGUCAGUAUGCUGCCGGACUCCAGGGCGCUGUGCAGAGAGGGAUCAGGGGCUACCAUCUUCGUAGCUUCCAGGACUAUUGACUACGAGAGCGUGAAGUCGUAUAACCUCCUGCUACAGGUUGUGAACGACCAGAACGCCCGCGUCGACCGGAAGAUCAAGGUGGAGGUGAAGGACGAGAACGACAACGCGCCCCUCCUGCAGCCCUUCGACGGCGCCGUCCUCGAGAACUCAGGCGCCGCCCUUAUCACCACCAUUCAGGCCGUCGACAAGGAUGCCUCGCCGCAGUAUCGACAGCUGACUUACACGUUCGAGAAGAGGGUCACCGACGACGUCAGGUCAAAGUUCAACUUGAAGCCCAACGGGGAACUGUGGACUACCCAGCCGCUGGACAGAGAGGAAACCAGGCAGUACAGGGUCCCUAUCCAAGUCACGGAUGGGAAGCCGGAGCACGUGAGGAAGAUCAUCUACUGGAUCACCGUACAAGACCUGAACGACGUGGCGCCGCAGUUCGACAAGGUCACCGGCGUUUACGAGGUGCAGCUGCCGGAGAACAGGGAGGUCGGCAAACCCACGGGGAUUAAGCUCAAGUAUGAGGACCCUGAUAUUGUGAACGACUUCACGUACCAGAUCGUGCAGGGGAACGAGGAGGGCAAGUUCCGGAUCGACGCGGCGGCGGGCGAGGUGCUGGUGAACAAGCCGCUCGACUUCGACCACCCCGUCAUGGACCGCAAUUUCACCAUGCGGGUACGGCUGAGCGACGGCGCCAACACGCCAGCUGAGACGGACAUCACCAUCGCCGUGACCAACGUGAACGAUCUGCAGCCGGUGUUCGAGAGGGCCAACUACACCUUCGUCGUCACGGAGAACACGGAAUGCAACACCACCUUCGGGAGGGUCUCAGCUAUGGACCCUGACCUGUCUCCCUCGUCCAAUCAGAACAUCUUAUACUACCUCUCUCCAGACGAGCUCAGGAACUUCACCAUCGGCUCGACCUCAGGCAACCUUUCGAUCAAUGGCUGCCUGGACCGGGAAGCAGCCCAGCGAAGUACCAUGAUUCUGUACCCUCGAGCCAACGACGAGGGCGGACGAGGUCACGACGCUGACCCCGCGACCGUGCUGGUCACUAUUAUUGACCUCAACGACAACCAUCCUCAUUUUGAAAAGCCGGAGGGCAGCUACGCCGUGAUCCGGGAGAACCUGGAUCCGAGCGAGGUGGAUCGUGUUAUAAUACAGCUGGACGAUCUCGACAAUCCCGAGAACGGGUGUCCUUGCACGAUGGAGCUGCAGGCGUCCCGUGUCCCCGCGUCUGUGAGGGAGAAAUUCACGCUCACACCCUUAGGCAGAUCUCGCUACGAGUUCCGAGCGCGAGUGAAGCUUGACCGCGAAGAACAAAAGAUUUACGAGCUUCCUAUGACGACACGUGACUCGCUCGGUGUUUCGGGGACUCGUUAUCUCACCAUCGAAGUGGGAGACAUGAAUGACUCGCCCAUGACCGACGGCUGGAGCUCCAUCAAAGUGUAUAAUUACCAGGGUCAAUUCUCCUCCAUGGUGAUCGGCUCCGUUCACGUGACCGACCUUGACGACCACGACCUCGGCGACAAGACCUUCGAACUCGACCCGACGACGGCUUCGGACGUGGCGACGCACUUCCAGGUGGAUCACAACAGCGGCAAGAUCAUCAUGCUUAAAGGAACACCAGCGGGACGUCACGUUUUGAGAGUGAAGGUGCACGACCGAGCGCGGCGCGAGACUGCGAUCGGCGAGGUGGCAGUGAUCGUGGUGGAUCUCACCCUCGACGCCGUCAUGCAGUCAGGCUCCCUAAGGAUAUCUGGUGUCACUUCCAGCCACAUGCUUCAGAAAGUCCAGAAAGGCAGGAGUUUGUACGAGCAUCUGAAGCGCGAGAUUGCUAAGCUUCAUGACAUCAGCGACGAGCAGGUGGACGUGUUCAGCCUGAAGGACGUGGAAGGCGGGGUCGACAUCCGUUACAAUUGUCACAGCUCUCCCUACUACACGGCCGCUAGGCUCGACGGACUCCUGCUGCAGCACCGCCGUCAAGUUGAAGAGGCUCUCGGUGUAGAGAUCCAAAUGGUUGACAUCAACCUCUGUCUGUACGAGGAGACUUCGCCGUGCGGGAGUCUGAGCUGUCAGCACACGAUGCGCCCCAACCUCACGGCGCCCCUCGUCAUCGCCAGCGAGACCACGACGCUGGUGGGCGUCGACAUUGCUGACGACUACACGUGCGACUGCGGCGCGCUGGAGCCUCUCCCUUCCGUGUGCUUCGACGGCUUCUGCUACAACGGCGGGACCUGCUCGGUCGUCAACAACACCCUCACCUGCGACUGCCUGGACGACAGUAACUACGGGCCGCGGUGCGAGCUCAUGACGGCCAGGUUCGAGCGCGGAUUCGCGUGGUUCGAGCCCCCGCCCGUGUGCGAAACCCCUUCGCUGUCCAUGUCCUUCGAGACGAACGCGGGGGAGGGCGUGCUCCUCUAUGCGGGGCCGAUUGUCACCUCGCCGUGGGAGGAGUAUCCUCGGGAUUUCGUGUAUGUGUUCCUGAACAACUGGGUGUUGGAGGCGUAUCUCGAACUCGGCUCCGGCACUGUCAACGUCUCGGUUCGAAUCGAGCGAAACACAGCUCGUUCGUUCCAGUUCCUUCUUUCUUGGGACAAGCAAGAAGUGACGUUCGAAGUGCCUGAUUGCGGCAUCAACGGGACGGAGGAGGCCCCGGACCCCUGCAGUGCCAGUGUCCGCCUGCCAGGAAUGCCCCGAAAGCAGAGCCACCUGCUCAACAUCCAGGGCCCUCUGCAGAUCGGGGGCCUGGCAUCCAUGAUCAGCUUCAGAAGGCUCUCCGCCUCGUAUGGAUGGACUCUGACGCCGCCGUCCGUCUACCCGUUCUCCGGCUGCGUCCUCGAACUGCGCCACAAUGACUUCCUCUUUGACCUCAACUCCACCGACUACAGCAAGAAGACCUUCCAACCUUGCGACGCCCCACGGACCUCGAGAGUGGUUCUCGGCCAGCACUCUGUCAUCAUCAUCCUCGCCAGCCUGCUCUGCCUGCUAUUACUAGUGUUGGUGAUCCUGUGCCUGGCGCGUCGAGGGAGGAAAACCGUGUCCUACCCUGACCUGGAUCGCGAGCUGGUCAAGGAGACGAUGGGCGGGGCCGACACGGAAGGGUUCGGCGAGAAGGAUGUCACGACCUUUGACCUCAAGUUCCUGCAGGUCACCCCAGACGGAUACCUCGUCAGUGACGAGGACGGCCGCCUCCCGGACGUGGCUCUCGACGCGACGCAGAAGCAGAUCCCGGUGUCCAAGACCUCGAUGACGGCCCCCCUCGCCCCGCUCGCCAAGAUGCCCGAGGGCCUGAGCAUCGGAGACUUCAUUAAAGACAACAAAAAGAAGGUGGAUAUGGAGGAUCAGGACGUGGACGAUGUGAGGCAUUAUGAGGCACAAGGGGAUGAAAUGUCAGCCGCCUCACUCUCCUCACUCAACUCUGGCACUUCGGGCAGGAGCGACGGGGCCUUCGACUACCGCACGGACUGGGGGCAUCGCUUCGAGAAACUCGCCCAGAUCUACGGCCGCGAGUCCGAGCAGGAGGACGACAGCGAGUACGAGUUCCCGGACAUUCCCGACAUGCCGAAGAACCACUCGCUACGGGCUUCCUUGCCUCCGGUCGCGCCGAGCAAGUCCCCAUCGCCUUCAGGAAACACUGACCCCAACUCAAGUUCCUCCUCGAGCACCAAGGACGAGAGCGGCAGCGACACUUCGGUUGCCACGGCCAAGUUCGCUAACGGGACGACGAAAUCAGCCAACGUAGCGACCAAGCCAGCCAACGGCUCCCCGAAGCUGGCCAACGCGACGCCCAAACUCGCCAGCUCGUCCCCGAAGCUCGUCAACGGCGCCCCCAAGAUCGGCGAGGUGUCUCCGAGGCCUCUUGACGUGGCGGAGGGGCGGGCGGACAAGGUCACGGAGCGGCCCUUGGUGCGGACGAACAAGGAGCCCGUCACGAGAAAGAUCGAGUACCACGAGCCGGCCGAGGUGGUCAACGGCGUGAAGAGCAAAGAAACCUGGUGCUAAUCACAAGGUGCCCUAGUGUGUACAGAAUGAAAUGUGGUGACUUUUUAUCUAUUAUCUAUUUUUUCGUAGUUUAUCGAGUGACGUGGCAAGAGGUCCAGUAUUCAAAAGGACAUCUGGUGGUUUUGAAGUGAACGUAGCUGUUCUGCCCCUGGUACUGCGAAACAUACAAGAAGGAUUACCUAGGCUAUUAAACCUAACCUUAAAGUGAAUGCUCCUCUCAAGACAGGGAAAAGAAAGCCCAUUUGGAAGCAUUUUCAUUUUUUGGACAAGUAAUAUAUAUAUAUAACCCUUGCGAAAAAUGAAAACGAAAAAAAGAGAAAAAGUAAACACAAAACACAGUUAAGUCAGAUCACUUAGACAUAGAACACAUGUUUCCCCCUUCCUUCUUAAGUGCUGUAAAUUACCAUAUUACCGUUCUUGCCUUCAGAACUUCUCCUUCAGUGGCUGCAUGGUAAGCUGGUGUCUGAUAUCGAUGUCAUGUAAUCGCACUAUGUGUAAACAAGUUCUCGACGUGCUUUAACCCAGUGACCGAUAAACUCUUUAUUUAUCUAUUUUUUUUUUUCAAAUCUUCGUUAUAGUGAAGUGCCGGUAAAUUUGUUGAUAGUGUACAGUGUCAGAAGGUGCUCACAGUUGACCACGGUUGUCAGUCAAAAGGCUCGACCAGUGAAAAGGUGAACAGUGAGAAACAGGAAUUACUGAAAUACAUUUAAGUUUAAGUCGACGCGAUCAAAUGUUCGAGGCGUGCGAGUUGCAUUGUAUCUGCCUGUUCUAUUUGUGUCAAUCAAACAUGACUCUCAGAUAUCAACAGAUUAAGCUUAAGUAUUAUUGAUAACAGCAUCACCCUCUUUCCAUUCCCUUCUUCUGCCACCCUUCUUCUCCCUCUUCAUCCUCCUCUUAUUCACCCCUUUAUUUUUCUUCCUUGUUAUCCUCUUUCUGAUCUUACUCGUCGUUUCUUCUUCCUCCUCCUCCUCCUC
Penaeus monodon (black tiger shrimp) is the source of this 6734-nucleotide messenger RNA. RefSeq names its product neural-cadherin-like. Lineage: Eukaryota; Metazoa; Arthropoda; Malacostraca; Decapoda; Penaeidae. Gene Ontology annotation, biological process: homophilic cell-cell adhesion. Gene Ontology annotation, cellular component: plasma membrane. The transcript has 31 exons. Gene Ontology annotation, molecular function: calcium ion binding. The coding region runs from base 1 to 5760 and encodes 1919 amino acids. The record is from RefSeq and is a predicted model, not a curated record.